This is a messenger RNA of Cloeon dipterum, 1298 nucleotides long. RefSeq names its product transaldolase (gene Taldo). Gene Ontology annotation, biological process: pentose-phosphate shunt; pentose-phosphate shunt, non-oxidative branch; carbohydrate metabolic process. Gene Ontology annotation, cellular component: cytoplasm; intracellular anatomical structure. The coding region runs from base 83 to 1084 and encodes 333 amino acids. The record is from RefSeq and is a predicted model, not a curated record. The transcript has 7 exons. Gene Ontology annotation, molecular function: transaldolase activity. Lineage: Eukaryota; Metazoa; Arthropoda; Insecta; Ephemeroptera; Baetidae.
CCCGCCCCGCCCCCCUGCAGCGACCCUGCGCCGAGCUGACUGAUCGAGCGAGCCGAGUCCCGAGAAAAAUAUAUUGGUCAUUAUGUCUGGAGGAGAACCAACGAGCAAGAAGUCGAAGAUGUCGAGCUCUCUGGCACAGCUGAAGGAGUUGACCAUCGUAGUGGCCGACAGCGGCGACUUCGAAGUGAUGGAAAAGUACAAACCAACCGACGCAACGACAAACCCGUCGCUAAUCCUGUUGGCCGCGAAAAUGCCCCAGUACAAACACCUCAUUGAAAAGGCUGUCGAGUAUGGAAAAUCUGCUGGCAAGAACGAGAAGGAGCAACUGGAGGAGGCCAUGGACAAGCUGCUGGUGCUCUUUGGAACUGAAAUCCUGAAAAUCGUGCCCGGCAGAGUGUCCACUGAGGUUGAUGCCAAACUCAGUUUUGACAAGAACGGCAGUGUGAAAAAGGCCAUCAAGCUGAUAAGCAUGUACAAGGAGCACGGAAUCGAAAAGGAGAGGAUUCUGAUUAAGCUCGCCUCCACUUGGGAAGGAAUCCAAGCCGCAAAAGAGUUGGAAGAAAAGCACGGCAUCCACUGCAACCUGACUCUGCUCUUCUCCUUCUGCCAGGCGGUGGCCUGUGCCGAGGCAGGAGUCACCCUCAUUUCGCCCUUCGUUGGGAGAAUUCUCGACUGGUAUGUGGCCAACACUGACAAGAAGAGUUACAAGCCGGACGAAGACCCUGGCGUGGUGUCCGUGACCCGCAUUUACAAUUAUUACAAGAAGUUCAACUACAAAACAGUUGUGAUGGGCGCCUCCUUCCGCAACAUCGGUGAGGUGAAAGCCCUGGCCGGCUGCGACCUGCUCACCAUCAGCCCAAAGCUGCUGGAAGAAUUAGACAGCAGCAACGAACCAGUUCCCAUUAAACUCUCCUCCGAAAAAGCUAAAAGCAGCAGCGAGAAGAAAAUCGAGUUGAGCGAGGAGCAGUUCCGCUGGAUGCUGAACGAGGACCAGAUGGCCACCGACAAGUUGUCGGACGGAAUCCGCAAGUUCUCAGAGGACGCCAGAAAGUUGGAGAAAUUGAUCACGGAGUUGCUCGAUUGAAAUGAAAACAUUCCUGCUGUUCUCAUGAUCUUUUCUUGAGGGAAAUCGGUUCACUCUUAAUCAUGCAUUUUUCGCACUAACAAUUUGAUCGAAUUUGUUGUUAUUUUUCUACGAGAGCAUGUCUGCCUCAAUUUUAUUAGAGAAUAGUUCCUACUAAAGGUUGACAUUCCUGUUGGAUUUUCAUUAAAAGGUGAAAUGAAUUUUACGAAUUUUA